CACAAAUGUCGAGUUGCUCAGUGAACGUGAAUGCAACAUUACCGUGCAACCCGGCGGGGAAAUCAAACGACCUCUCAGACAACAGACAGCCGGACUGCAGCGGGCGGGCUGUGAGUUCAUUUAGACAAAUAAUUACAAAUAGAGCCAAGUGGUUACCUAAAUAUCCUACCUUUGAAUUGACUCACGUCUGUGUCCGAGCGUUCAUAGUAAUCACUUUUCCAUGGGCAGCUACAGCGACUCCACCAGUGACCUGGAUGAGGAGUUUCCUGUGUUUGACUUCCUCAGCCAAGCCUCCAGGAGCCGUGCAGAGAAACCAGAAUCCUGUGACCCGAAUGGCUCUGAAAAAGCAGCCAUCUUCAGCGCUGGCAUGUGUACAGGGACGGCUGAUGUGAUGAUGAUCAACAGCGGUUCUGAUGACGAUGAACGUUAUGUCCCUCUGGCACAGAGACUCAAGCAGAGACAAGGCAAUGUGAUUAGUGCCUCCUCCGCUGUCACUAAUGGGAAAGAUGCUGAGCAGCAUUCGCCUUACAAUCUGGCCAGCUCGCAUCUCUCUUGCCAGAAUGGUUUUUCAGAGUCAGAGCGUCCGCUCGGCUUCCAUCAGGUGAGAACGGUGAACUGCGGGGGCUCGAGUGGCUCAGAGGAACUGGUGGCUCUCCCUCAGCCAUGGCUGCCUCCGAAGCCUCUCACAGACACGUUUCCCGCCAAGAGGAAACCUCCCAAGCGGGCGGCGGAGGAGAUCCAGGCUUCCAGGGAGGAGGCUCUGAGGAAGAGGGAGGCCAGGGAGAGGCAGCAGCAGGGCAAGGAGGCACACAGGCAGGAACAGGAGAGACAGAAGGCAGAGAGGAAAGCUCUGGCAGAGGCUGCCAAGGCCCUGAGGCCAGAGGAGUGUAUAAAGCACAUGGUGGUGGCUGUGGACCCAGCUCUCUUACAGCUGGAAGGAGGCGGGACUCUGCUGGCGUCGGUGCAGGCUCUUGGUUGUAGCUGCGCCAUAGAGAAACAACCCCUCCCACGCAGUGUGAGUUGGAUGAGGAGGUCUCCCUGUGCACAGCCGGAUGAUGGAGUGUGUGUACCGGAGGCCCAUGUUGUGAUGCAGAUGACAGUUGAUGACAUCAUCACGCUUAUCCACAGCUACAUUCAGGAGCAGAGGCAUGGCAGGUCUGGAUCUGGUCCCACUCUGACGUCCUGGGUGCAGGACCAGCAGAGGCGGCACCCUGACAAGACGCUCAGCCUUGUUGUCAUUGACCUCGAGAAAUACUUCAGAUCCCAGAAGGCACAGGGUCAGAAAAGGUUUCGCGAGGCAGUCGCAGGUGAGGAGCAAGGGGGAGGAAAGGCGAAGAAGAGGAGGAAGAACGGAGCGGAGUCGCUGCCUGAGGUGACACGAGUCGAAGUGGAGGAGGCAGUGGUGCAUCUCCAGCUUCACACCGGCGUCUCAGUCCGCUUCUUGUCGACCUGGAAGGACUUCUCAGAUCACAUCACCAUGACAACCAAAGCGGUUGCAGAAGCCCCUUUCAAGCGAGAGAGGGAGAAGACGGGCUUCUCUUUCCACCUGGAGAUGGAGUGGGCAGGAGGGCAGCGGGUGGACAAAGCUGGGAAAGGGCUGCUGCAGGUGUGGAAGCGACAGAUCCAACAGUUGAACAGAGUCAGUCCAGACAUGGCCUCAGCCAUCCUGGCAGCGUAUCCCUCCCCACAGCUGCUCAAGAAGGCUUACACAAUGUGCAAGACUGAUCGCGAGAAAGUCUCCCUGUUGUCUGACCUCCUGAUCCGGAGAGGAGAAGGCGUCACCUCUACGACACGACGGGUUGGCCCGGAGCUUUCCAAACGCCUCUUCCUUGUGAUGAACUCCCAUGACCCUGAACAGAUUCUGGACUCCACCGUCUGACCUUAUGAAGGCUGUUUGGUUCCAAUCUUGUUCCUGGCUUGGAACUGUUCACAACAUUGAAUUUGAUACUAAGUAGUCAGAGUUAUGUUUUGAUGUGAUGUGUAUAUAUUAAAGUUUUAUGAAAAUA
Molecule: messenger RNA, 2006 nt
Organism: Larimichthys crocea (large yellow croaker)
Lineage: Eukaryota; Metazoa; Chordata; Actinopteri; Sciaenidae
Gene: eme1
Product: essential meiotic structure-specific endonuclease 1
Exons: 9
Coding region: 221-1879 (552 amino acids)
Biological process (GO): replication fork processing; double-strand break repair; resolution of meiotic recombination intermediates
Cellular component (GO): Holliday junction resolvase complex; nucleus
Molecular function (GO): crossover junction DNA endonuclease activity; DNA binding
Source: RefSeq, a predicted model, not a curated record